GAGAGCGAGAGAGAGUGUGCGGCGUGAGGCAGAGAGAUAAAUAAAUCCGAAUUCGGCCAAACUUCUCUCUCUCCCUCUCCCUUCCCCCCGUUCCAUUACAUACAUACAUCCAUCCUUCCUCUCCUCUCAUCACCACCCUCCAACCUCCCCCCGUCUUUCUCCCUCUCCUCUCCUGGUCUUUGCCAGAUUUUCCUCCACCCAUUCUCUCCCCGCUCCUCUCCUCUCCACCCGCAUCGAUCUCUCCGAAUUCCGUCCCUCCCUCUCCGCCCAUCUUCCUCCAGGGAAGGGAUUGAUUGGUUCUUCCUCCGUUUCCUGGGCCGAUUCUUCCUCCCUCUCCUCGCUCCAGAGGAUCGGCAGGAAUCAAGACGGUGGAUGCGAACGAGUUUGAUCUCCGCUUGGAUUGUGCUUCUCGCGAGGCGUUGAAAAUCUUCUCGGUCACACUUGAAUUGCUGGUGAAGAGGUGAACAGCAUCUGACAUGCUAUUGCUGCAGAACAAUCUGUAGAAGGACACCCCUUUACCCUUUCGAUAAUGCAAGGGCAGAGGAAUUCUGUCGAACAGCUAGCUGACGUCUUCGGGUUUGAUCAUGGGUCUGGUUCAGGCAACCCUGUCAUGGACCAGCAGGCGUACUGGAACAACAUGCUUGGAGCAGCAGACUCGCAGAACCUCCAAGGUUAUGAGAUGAACCGCGGCGACGGGGCCAUUCCGUAUAGAAGCGAGGCACAUCAAGAUGGCCAGUUCUUAGGCUUUUGGGGGUCAGGUGAAGCUAGUUCAAGCGGCAAUGCGCUGAACUAUGGGAGCUCUAACGCGAUCAAAGCUGAGCAUCUGAACAUUGGUGGUGGUUUGAGGAUUGGCGAGAGGCGCCUGGCUGCUGAACACAACCUUUCUCUGGAUAAUGUGGACAUAAGCCUUAAUAAUGCCAGUAGCCAUGAUCUAUUCGGUCAGAGUUCAAAUGCCAACAGCGCCUCUCAAGGCAAACAGCAACAUGCUGGCAGUUCCCGUGCUGAUGCCACCGCCCAGGCCACGGAGCUAAGAUUGCAUCCUUACAGAGCUUUCGUUUUAGACGACGAGCAGCCAGAGCCGUUCCCUUCUAUGAAUGCUUUCCAAAAUCCUUUGGGUAAUUUUCCCCUGAUGCCAGAGGACAUGGAUCAAAGACCAGGCAGUUCCCUGGAUGGUCGUCGUUUAGCUUGCAAGAGGAAAAACAUUGAGGGUGUCCAUGGGCAAUUUUCAGCAGGUGCUAGCACAAGUUUUUCCCACAGAAACGAUAAUGCCUUCCAUGGUAUUCCUUCUUCAAGUUUCAAUCCAGCUCCUGGUCCAAAUGUAUCCUCUCAUAACUUUUUGUUAGCUCCAAGUUCCAUUGAGGAACAACUCUCGCAUUAUGGAGCUGCUACAGGAAUGCCAUCUAGUAGCUACAAUCAUCCCAGUGGAGGCAAUAAUAAUUCAGGAAAUUCAGAGAGAAGUUUUCGGGCAAGAACUGCCACCGCUCAGCAGGUUAGCCCCUAUGGUGUAUGGCCCUCUUCAGGUUCUAUCAGGCAACCUGGUUCAUGGUAUCACCAGGCACCUGCUUUUCAGCGCGCAUUUGAUGAACUAGAAGAGUCUAUGCCUGUGGUCAGUGGAAUCAACUUGCAAUACCAGCAUCCUGGAAAUGUAGUCCCUGGUAUUCCACAAACCGCACACCGUUUCACUGGCCAUGGAGCUUCAUCAUCAAGAGCUGGCAGUUUGGACAACAUAAUUCUUGGUAGAGAGGAAGUUACUGGGAGGAAUCUUGUAGCUCCCAGCUACCCUAAUGCAUCAGCCCCUCUUGCUGCAGUAGACAUGAGACAUUUGGUGCCAGAAUUGUCUAACUGGAAUUCUGACAAUCCUGGUGCUACCAUCCCUGGAAAUGUGUCUUCUGUAUCAAGAGCUAAUGCCAGUUCAACGAUUAGUCGACCAGCAGGCUCAACAUCUCUCGCUCAUCAGAACCUGCAUCGACGGCAUCCUAGAAAUUUAUCAGAGGAGAUAGGCCGUCUAUCUGGAGCGCUUCGUGGUCCUCAGCACCCGCGCUUAAGGUCAGGGUUUCUAUUGGAACGUCAAGGUGAUGGUGUUUGGGGUGUUCCAUUACCGAUGAGGAAUAGUAGGGAGGGAAGAAGAUUAAUGGAGAUACGGAAUGCACUAGAAAUGAUUCAGAGAGGGGAGAAUGUCAGAUUUGAGCAGUCUAUUUUCUAUGGCGGUGUCGAGAUUCAUGAUAGACACAGGGAUAUGCGUCUUGACAUAGACAAUAUGUCUUAUGAGGAACUAUUAGCACUGGAGGAAAGAAUAGGAAAUGUUAGCACUGGGCUCACCGAGAACGAUGUGAUGAAGCUCCUGAAGCAAAGGAAAUUCUCGUCAUGGAGAUUAUCAUCUAUGGAAUGUGAGCCAUGUUGUAUUUGUCAGGAGGAAUAUGUGGACGGAGAUGAUCUUGGGACGCUUCACUGCGGGCACGACUUCCAUGCGAGCUGCAUCAGGCAAUGGCUGGUGGUGAAGAACCUGUGUCCGAUCUGCAAGAACACCGCCCUGAAGACCUAAGGCAGCAGCAGAGAGCAGCAAGGCUCGUCGUGGGUGGCGCCGAUGUCCGUUCAACCAAUUGCAAGAUCAUUUUAUUGAUUCAUAAUACCGCACUUUUUUGGCCAAAGGGUUUUUGCAUUCACCUACAGUUUGAUUAAAAAAAAUCCAAACUUGAAAAAAAGUUUGAAAACUGGUCAUGGUUCGAAAACAAAAAGAAGGGUUCAAAACUGGUACUAUCUGUAAGCCGCCUGCGCGGCAAAUAAUCCCUUGGAUCUGUGUCUAGUACUCAUUUGACUAAAUAUUGAUGGAUGCAUGGCAUGAUGGAUGCUAGUUUAAA
Molecule: messenger RNA, 2858 nt
Organism: Triticum aestivum (bread wheat)
Lineage: Eukaryota; Viridiplantae; Streptophyta; Magnoliopsida; Poales; Poaceae
Product: probable E3 ubiquitin-protein ligase HIP1
Exons: 7
Coding region: 530-2542 (670 amino acids)
Molecular function (GO): ubiquitin protein ligase activity
Source: RefSeq, a predicted model, not a curated record